AUGGAAAAUAAUUCAGAAGAAUAUGAUGCUUUAGCAGAGUAUAGAAAUAUUAAUAAAAAAAAAUAUGAAGAUAGAAUAAUGAAAGAAAAUGAAGAAUUAGAAAAAGAAAGAAUACAAGAAGAAAUGAAUGAAAAAAUUCAAAAUGAAUAUAAUUAUAAACAAUUACAAAUAGAAAAAGAUAGAGAAUAUUCUAUGCAAUAUUAUAAUGCAAUAAAUAACAUCAACCCAUCUAAUAAUAUACAAACUAAUUAUGGUUCUAUUGUAUUAAAUAAUUAUACAGAAAGAUUAAUAAAUCCUUCAAAUUACAGGUAUCAAGAAAAUGAUAUAACACAAAAUUUGUUAAAUAAUUCAGAACAACCAUCCUUUUUUAAUAGAAUAAGAUAUUCCUUUUUUUCAAAUAACAAUGUUCCGAUUUUCGGAUGCAGUAAAAUGCAACUAAUUUUUAAUAUUUGUCUUUUAUUUCUUAUCAUUUUUAUUAUUGUUAUCUUUGCUUGGGGUUAG
Molecule: messenger RNA, 501 nt
Organism: Plasmodium yoelii
Lineage: Eukaryota; Apicomplexa; Aconoidasida; Haemosporida; Plasmodiidae
Product: conserved Plasmodium protein, unknown function
Exons: 2
Coding region: 1-501 (166 amino acids)
Source: RefSeq, a predicted model, not a curated record